Messenger RNA from Penaeus vannamei (Pacific white shrimp), 1589 nucleotides. Lineage: Eukaryota; Metazoa; Arthropoda; Malacostraca; Decapoda; Penaeidae. The record is from RefSeq and is a predicted model, not a curated record.
ACGCCUCCUUAAAACAGCACCGUUUCUCCAAGACGCCCGACCCCACGAUGAUGCCCUUCUGCCCCACAGGUCAUCUGCAACAAGGGCAGCCUCGACGCCAUCCCAGACAACCUGCCGGCGACGGUGGAGGAGCUGAAGUUCUCCCGCAACCCGCUCCCCGGCCUCACGUCGGACAUGUUCCGUCGGUGGCGCAAGAUCCAGACGCUCACGCUCGACGACAACGCCAUCAGGGUCAUCAAGCCCUUCGCCUUCAGGGGCCUCGCCAGCCUCCACGAGAUCUCCAUACAAAACAACCCGCUGUCGGAGCUCCCCCAGUUCUCCUUCGCCGGAUUGGAGAACGUUAGCCUCAUCAACCUCUCAAAGAACCGGAUCCAGACGAUACAGCCGUACGUCUUCGCUGGGAGUCGCAACCUCGGCAUCAUCAACUUGAAGGAGAACCCGCUGAUCCGCGUGGAGGCGAGGGCUUUCUCGGGGCUUCGCAACGUGCACUUCAUCUACCUGCCUUUCUGGGUCAAGGUAGGUCGUCUCCAGCACUUCAUCUACCUGCCUUUUCUGGGUCAAGGUAGGUCGUCUCCAGGCCUUUCUGGGUCAGGUCGUCUCCAGCACUUCAUCUACCUGCCUUUCUGGGUCAAGACAAUAAUAAUAAUGAUAAUAAUAAUGAUAAUAACAACAACAAUAAUAACCAUAAUGAGAAUAACACUAAUUUUGCAGGUCAUUGAAUCCGACGCCUUCUACGACAUGGUGGGGGUCGGCCUCUUGUGUCUGCACAGCCUCGACCUCCACGCCCUCAGACCACACACUUUCAGAGGCCUCAGGAACGUCACCCAAAUCUCCAUCAAGGAAUCUGAUUUGGGCGUGAUGCGAGAGGAGGCGUUCAGCGGACUCCAGAACGUGGGCGAGCUGCGGAUUAUCAGCAAUAAGGUGGGUGGGAGUUGGGUCUGUGCGGCUCGUCUUCUUAAGGUGACAUUCUGGGUUGAGCAGUCUGUGUUUGUGUAUUUUUCUCUCUCUCUCAUUUUUUUUAACAUGAAAAAAGGGCAGAGUGAUAUGUAUCGAAAUCUUCCAGGGUUCAAUCUUCAUGUCUCAACCUCUCCCACCAUGCUCUUAUCCCUCCCUUCUGGCUCUGUGUUGCCAUUUCAGGUGGAUGUCCUGGAGUCCCUGGAGAUCCUUCAGGAGUCCAACGUCGACCACGUCACGGGGAACCACUUCCUUCAGGUCACGCGCCAGAGUCCUUUCCGGAUCCAGGCUAAUCUACGCUCUGUUGUGACGGAGAACUUCGUGCCGUGUUCGUGCCAGCUCCGUUGGGUGCUCGACUCCCCGACGGCCCUCCAGGCGCCGCUCUUCUCCCGCCACAACUUCUGCGUGUCCCCUUACACCCUGCACGGGAAGGCCAUUUCCACGGUGGACCUGGAGCAGCUGAGCCCGUGCGCCGCCCCUCAGGAGUACCAGGGCGCCGAGAGCACCGAAGUCGCGUCAGGGUCGUCGUGUCCCUCAGCGUCGCGGCGGCUCUUCGUCGGCGCCCUCGUCAUGCUGGUGCUGGCUGUGUUCGAACUCGGCUGGUGACCCAACCUUCGGCUUCGUUUCUGUCCGUG